AAAAGCAGCAGAGCUCCUAGAAAUCCCCAAAAGCCUCAGUAUACUCUGCAUUCAGAAAAACCCCCAGAAAUCCCCAAAAUGCCCCGCCGGAAAACACCAACUUCCACCACCACCACCGCUCCCUUCCUCCUCCUCCUCCUCCUCCUUUCGCCGCCGACCAAUGUCCACGGCGCCCAACCCCCAACGACGAGCCCCAUAAAAACGGUGGUGGUCCUGGUGAUGGAGAACCGCUCCUUCGACCACAUGCUGGGGUGGAUGAAGCAGCUGAACCCGGAAAUCAACGGGGCGGACGGGUCGCAAUGGAACCCGCUCAACACCUCCGACCCGGGAUCCAGCAGGCUCUACUUCCGGGACCAGGCCCACUACGUGGAUCCGGAUCCGGGCCACUCGUUCCAGGCCAUCCGGGAGCAGAUAUUCGGGUCCAAUGUUAGCUCCAACAAGGACCCGCCGCCGAUGAACGGGUUCGCCCAGCAGGCUCUCUCCAUGGACCCUUCUGCCAAUAUGUCCAGAGAUGUGAUGAAUGGCUUCCACCCGGACUCCGUCGCCGUCUACAAGGCUCUCGUCUCCGAGUUCGCCGUUUUCGACCGGUGGUUCGCGUCGGUGCCGGCGUCGACGCAGCCGAACCGGCUGUACGUGCACUCCGGUACGUCGCACGGUGCGACGAGCAACAUCCCGGCGCUGCUGGUCAAAGGCUACCCGCAGAGGACCAUCUUCGAGAACAUCGACGACGCCGGCGCCGGCCUGUCGUGGGGGAUCUACUACCAGAACAUCCCGGCGACGCUCUUCUACCGGAACCUCCGCAAGCUCAAGUACGUCUCCAGGUUCCGGCCCUACGACCUGGAGUUCAAGAGCCACGCCAGGCAAGGCAAGCUCCCCAACUACACGGUGGUGGAGCAGCGGUACACCGACCUCAAGACCGCUCCGGCCAACGACGACCACCCUUCCCACGACGUCUACCACGGCCAGAUGUUCGUCAAAGAGGUGUACGAGACGCUGAGGGCGAGCCCGCAGUGGAACGAGACGAUGCUGGUGAUAACGUACGACGAGCACGGCGGGUUCUACGACCACGUGGCGACCCCGGUCCGCGGGGUUCCGAGCCCCGAUGGGAUCGUGGGGCCGGAGCCGUUCAACUUCACGUUCGACCGGCUUGGCGUCAGGGUCCCCACCAUCGUGGUUUCACCUUGGAUCAAUAAGGGCACUGUUGUACAUGGGCCCAACGGCAAGCCCACACCGACGUCAGAAUACGAGCAUUCCUCCAUUCCGGCCACCGUCAAGAACAUCUUCAACUUGCCCUCUUUCCUCACCAAGAGAGACCAAUGGGCCGGCACAUUCGAGUCCAUUGUCCAGUCCAGAGCCCAGCCCAGAACCGAUUGUCCACUGCAGCUGCCGACUCCGACAAGGAUCAGACAGACCGAGGCCAAUGAGGAAGCAAAGCUCACUGAGUUCCAGCAGGAGAUGCUGCAGCUUGCUGCAGUGCUCAAGGGCGACAACGUGCUUUCGAGCUACCCUAACGAGAUCGGGAAGCAGAUGACGGUGAAGGAAGGUACUGCUUAUAUGGAAGACGCAGUGAGAAGGUUCUUUCAGGCUGGUGUUUAUGCUAAGAAGAUGGGAGUUGAUGAAGAACAGAUUGUUCAGAUGAAGCCUUCCUUGACUACUAGAAGAUCGUCGAAACCUGCAUACGAACACCCGUGAUAGACGACUAUAUAUGUGUAGCAGUAGCUGCAGAAAGAUGGAAAAGAAAGGAACUAUGAUGUCAAUAUCUCUCGCUGUAUGUCAGUAAGUACAUUAUCAAAGCUAGUUAUAGCAAUGAAAAUUAUUAAGAUUGGCAACCAGCUGCAUUUCAUUUCUUAAACCCUUCAACUGAAGCAUCUGCAGAACUCUGCAUCUUUAGCUGCAUUCAUCUGACUAAGCAAAAACCGAAUGUCUAUUGCUAUCACGGAAGAUUCACAAUGAGGUACAAGAUGACAUUGUCAUCAAGGGUUUUGAUAGAAUUUCCAGAUUUUGGGGCUUCUUCCUUGACAAUUAGUUCACAUGUGCCAAGAUGGUUGGGGUUUCUUGUCUCUGUACUGCUUUUUUGGUCACUGUAAAUGACUGUCAUGAAUUCUGUCUGUCAUACUGAGGAUAUGGUAACGACUAGUCUGUUCUCUGUACUUCAGUUGUUACUUUCUGCUGGCUCCCAGCCUGGUAUAUUUGCUGUGGCUUCAUUUACCGAUUUUACGAGCCU
Linum tenue is the source of this 2224-nucleotide messenger RNA. The record is from the annotation of a GenBank genome assembly. NCBI's taxonomy places the organism in Eukaryota, Viridiplantae, Streptophyta, Magnoliopsida, Malpighiales, Linaceae.